This is a messenger RNA of Esox lucius (northern pike), 2544 nucleotides long. RefSeq names its product eomesodermin homolog a (gene eomesa). The record is from RefSeq and is a predicted model, not a curated record. Gene Ontology annotation, cellular component: nucleus. Gene Ontology annotation, biological process: CD8-positive, alpha-beta T cell differentiation involved in immune response; positive regulation of DNA-templated transcription; endodermal cell fate specification. Lineage: Eukaryota; Metazoa; Chordata; Actinopteri; Esociformes; Esocidae. The coding region runs from base 441 to 2207 and encodes 588 amino acids. The transcript has 7 exons. Gene Ontology annotation, molecular function: DNA-binding transcription factor activity, RNA polymerase II-specific; RNA polymerase II cis-regulatory region sequence-specific DNA binding.
AAACAAGCUCACAGUCACAUACUGUUGAAAAUUCUGUCAUUUCUUCAAAAAGAACAGAUGAGGAAUGGAUAUUUUGAAAUCGCAUGCGUUUUAAUCAAUAGGCUAAAUAUGAGCUUAUUUAAAAUCAUGUUAUGCACACUUUCAUUUAUGAUCGGAAAAUACGCUGUUCAAUGCCAGACCUCUCCAUUCAAAAGAUGACACACGUAAAUGGUUGUUAACCGAGAAAAUCACCAAUAAGACAGUCAGAUUGUAUAUGGAGUUGAUACCGGGAGCCUAGACGCGACGUUUAGCGCACGUGUGGACUAAUUGGAUUACAACCUGCAAUGAAUUAAUUUGCAAAUAAUAGCCCGGGCUCAUCGCAGAUCGAAUAUCAAGUUGACCGGACGGAAUCCGACCCAAGUAACGGUCCCAAGAAAUAUUUGAGCGGAGUGGGGAACGCCAUGAUGGGUGAGGGAGAGGGCGACACAUUCACUGGGACUAAACCUGCCCCAGACGGAAGAAAAGGCUCACCGGUGCUGGGUGAGGAUGACCUGUCCACUGGCCGGCGAUAUAACAUAGAUGAACUUGGCUCUGAAAGAUAUUUUAUCUCGUCGUCUCAGACGAGUGCCGAAGUGGCAAAUCAAUGUUCCCUCUUUCCAUACGCGGGACAAACUGGGACAAUGUACAGCGGUUCGAAUGGAUCCAGGUAUUCCUCCCUUCAUUAUGGAUCGGUCUUGCCACCUACGGGGUUUUCAUCCUCCGUGUGCACUAGCCGGAGUCAAUUUGGCAGCAGCUACCAGUUUGGGCAGGGUCCAGGUUGCCUGUACCCCUCUUAUCCGGGAACGGGUUCCAGUAUUGGCUCUAUGGCUCUCCCUGGGUCCACACCUGGAGUGAGGGCUCAAGUUUAUCUUUGCAACCGGCCCCUGUGGCUCAAGUUUCACCGACAUCAGACCGAGAUGAUCAUCACGAAACAGGGCAGGCGAAUGUUUCCAUUUCUCAGUUUCAACAUCACCGGAUUGAACUUGACUGCACAUUACAAUGUCUUUGUGGAGGUGGUUUUGGCGGAUCCAAACCACUGGCGAUUUCAAGGAGGAAAGUGGGUUACGUGUGGGAAAGCGGACAACAACAUGCAAGGUAAUAAGAUGUAUGUUCAUCCCGAAUCCCCAAACACUGGUGCUCACUGGAUGAGGCAAGAGAUAUCGUUUGGAAAACUCAAACUGACCAACAAUAAGGGGGCAAACAACAACAACACACAGAUGAUAGUUUUGCAGUCCCUCCACAAAUACCAGCCUCGGCUUCACAUUGUGGAGGUUACAGAGGAAGGAGUGGAGGACAUGAGCAAUGAGGCCAAGACUCAAACCUUCACUUUCCCAGAAAACCAGUUCAUUGCUGUCACUGCCUACCAGAACACAGAUAUCACACAGCUGAAAAUUGAUCACAACCCUUUUGCUAAAGGCUUCAGGGACAACUAUGACUCGAUGUACACUGCCCCGGAGGGUGACAGGUUGACCCCUUCCCCAACGGACUCCCCUCGCUCUCACCAGAUAGUGCCUGGCGCCCGCUAUGCCAUGCAACCUUUCUUCCAGGACCAGUUUGUCAACAACCUACCCCAGAACCGUUUCUACACUGGGGAGCGGGCCGUGCCCCAAACAAACGGUCUCCUCUCCCCUCAGGCAGAAGAUGCUGGGGCAACCUCGGCCCAGCGCUGGUUCGUCACCCCAGUCCAGCAGUCUGGUUCAAACAAGCUGGACCUGGCCUAUGAUCAGGACUACUCUGCAAGCAGCCUGCUGUCUUAUGGCAUCAAGCCCCUGCCCCUCCAGAGCUCGCAUGCUCUCAGCUACUACCCCGACUCGGCGUUCGCCUCCAUGGCAGCUGGCUGGGGCACCAGAGGCACGUACCAGCGGAAGAUGACAACAGGCCUGCCCUGGUCCCCUCGGCCCAGCCCCCCAGCCUUUACAGAUGACCAGCUAGCUUCCAGCAAAGACAAGCUGCCUGAGGAGAGCACCACAGCCUCCACCUGGAUCGAGCCGUCCCACUCUCUAAAGUCGGUGGACUCUACCGAUUCAGGUGUGUACUCCAUGGUAUGCAAGAGACGCCGGAUGUCACCCGGGGGGUCGAGCACGGAGAACUCCCCCACCAUCAAGUGUGAGGACUUGAACACGACGGAAGAGUUCAACAAGGACAACCCCAAAGGCAUGGGUUACUAUGCCUUUUACACGAGCCCCUGAAAGACUGUAUUUGUUUAAAAAAAAAAUCUUUUUUGAGUCCUCCCCUUGACCAUUUAUGAACUUUUAUCUAAAAGUGCCAAAGCUUCAUGCUCAAAAGCAAGCUGCACAGACUAUGUACCCAGGGGCAGCCCUAUUCCACUCAUACCUGACCACACAAGCAUUGUGACAAAUUGUUUUUAAAGCAUGUCCACAGUUCAUUUUUAUUUAAUUUUUUUCUGAUGUGAUUUUAUUUAAGGUCAUUUUGUUGUACAGUAUUUGUGCACUUUAGAAUGUGAUGUAUCUUGUACAAAUUGUCUUCAUGGAGGUGUUAUGAAAUAAAAUCAAGCUUUUCAUAAAC